This is a messenger RNA of Toxorhynchites rutilus septentrionalis, 3338 nucleotides long. It is a transcript of the gene Tsf2, whose product is annotated as melanotransferrin. Gene Ontology annotation, biological process: iron ion transport. The transcript is spliced from 7 exons. Bases 107 to 2542 code for a protein of 811 amino acids. The record is from RefSeq and is a predicted model, not a curated record. Gene Ontology annotation, cellular component: early endosome; plasma membrane; recycling endosome. NCBI's taxonomy places the organism in Eukaryota, Metazoa, Arthropoda, Insecta, Diptera, Culicidae.
UAUGUGAGAAGACGUCACCCACCAUUUUUAUUGGGCGUGUGAGGUCGCGGAGUAUAUGGAGCAAACCAUUUCCUUUUAAUUCAACGGAAAUAUUAAAAAAGACAUCAUGUUUUUUGUUCGAAAUAGUGCCUUAAUAACAUUACUUGUUGGGUUUGUGUUUGGACAACAUAACUUCGAUAAUGUGGAGUUGGGGCAGGAAAUGGUUUGGUGUGCUACCAACGAACCUGAGAUGUACAAAUGUCGAAACUUUACUGUAGCACUUGAACGAGAUCAGGCAUUGUUCAACAAUUAUUUCCUAAAUGUAUCCUGCCACUUUGGGUAUGAUCAAGAUGAAUGCAUGCGCCUCAUCGACGAGGGAAAGGCACACGCCAUGAUGUUGGAUGCUGGGGAAGUUUACACUGGAGGCCGUCAUCAUUCGUUAGUUCCAAUCAUGCAAGAGGGAUACGAUGGUGGAUUUACACAGUAUCACGCAGUUGCGGUUAUCAAAAAAGAUACUCUCCAUGAUGUCUCCAAUCUGAGGCAAUUGAAAGGGAAGAAGGCUUGCUUUGCAUGGGUCGGAAACCAUGCUGGAUGGACACUACCUAUAUACACGCUCCAACGUGAAGGUGGCAUGGACAUAACAGAUUGUAAUAAUCACGUCAAAACAGCAACCGACUUUUUUGGACCUUCAUGUGCAGUAAACGCCUUAGUGGACAAAUACAAUCCAAUAGGAGAUAACUCUGACAAAUUAUGCUCGUUGUGCGUUGGAAAAGUUCCAGGAGAGAAAUGUACUCCUAAAGAUCCAUACAUGGGAUUUGAAGGCGCUUUCCGUUGCUUAUUGGAGGCAGGCGAAAUUGCAUUUCUCAAACAUACUACAGUGAAUGAAAUGGUUAACAGUGGAUUAAUUCACGGAGUUACAGCAGAUCAGUUUGAACUUCUCUGUAAGGAUGGAUCGAGACAACCAAUAUCUGAAUAUCGUCAAUGUCACUGGGGCUUGGUGCAAUCACAUGCACUUGUGGUGUCUUCUGCCAGAACAAAUGCUGAACGUAGACGCUAUAAGAAAUUUUUCACGCAGGCAGUUAACUUGUACGCAUCGAAAUCGAAGGGUUUCAAUGGAACCAAUGUAGUAGAUGAUAGAUAUCGUAAUCAAAAUAAUCCCUACAAUAACAACCGAUUCGACGCUGGACGUUCCGAUGACAGAUAUGAUAACCGAUUUUAUACUUCGACGACUGAAAGAUUUGAAUAUGAUAGAUACGAGGAUCGUCAAAAUAAUGAGACACAAUUUUAUGAAAAGUUUGACUUAUUUGAAUCCAGACGAUACGGAAAGCGUCUUAAUCUCAUGUUCCAGGAUACUACUCGUUAUUUGGCUCCUAUAGAUGAAAACAAUCAGAAUUUCCAGAACUACCUUGGAUCAGCUUUGGAUCAAAUCUACGGCGUACGAGCUUGCCCUGUGAGUAGAAUGACACUAUGCGUCACAUCAGAUGCAGAAAUGGAUAAAUGCAUUAAAAUGAGGACAGCGUUGAAAGCCCAACUCAUCAAACCGGAGAUGUUGUGCCUCAAAGCUCAUUCUCAUAUAGAUUGUAUGCGACAUGUAAAUUCCGGACAAGCCGACGUUGUUGUUUUAGAUGCAAGUGACGUCUAUACUGGCGGUUUGAAGUAUGAUCUACUACCGUUCAUGUCUGAAAUUUAUGAUCUUGGCCAACCUGAAUACUACGUGGUAGCUGUAGCAAAGGAAGAAGAUCCGGAUACCGAAUUGACAUAUUUAAGAAAAAAAAAUACCUGUCAUUCGGGAAUAAAUACUGCGGCUGGAUGGGUGUAUCCAAUGGCUUAUCUCAUAUCCAAUGGAUGGAUUCGACCCUAUGGCUGCGACAGUAUUCGGGCUGCUGCGGAGUAUUUCACUAAAUCCUGUGUGCCUGGAGCGAUUAGUAAUGAGUACAAUACCGGCGUCCCUUAUGACAAUUUGUGUGAUUUGUGUCGCGGGAGUAGCUUCCGAUAUUGUCGACGCGAUGCUUCUGAGGAUUACUACGGAAGCACUGGUGCUUUCCGAUGUUUAGUUGAGGGUGGCGGCCACGUAGCAUUUGUCAAACAUACAACAGUUUUGGAAAACACCGGUGGCAAAAAACGUGAGUGGUGGGCCAGAAAUACUCUGCCUGACGAUUUCGAGCUUUUAUGCCCGGACGGAACGCGUGCCGAAAUUAAUGAAUACAAGCGAUGCAACCUUGGUAAAGUGAAAGCGAACGCCAUUGUAACGAGAGGAGGUCACAAUUACAAUGCUACGCAAUUAAAUGCUUACAUCAAUUUAUUCACGUAUGCUCAACAAUUCUACGGAAGAAGAGACGCCAACGAGUUCAGCUUCAGUUUGUUUUACUCUAAUCCACCGUAUCACGAUUUAAUUUUCUCCGAUGCAACACGGGAGCUGCGUCUCAUUCCGGGUGACAGGCGCUGGUUUGACGCAUAUCUUGGUGCGGACUUCUUGCGAGCACGACGAAUCACUGACUGUCAUGCAGGCUUUUACACGUCGUCUACGCUACGCUGCUCUGGUUUGUUGAUCCCUUCCGACUAAUAGGAGUUGUCCAAAUCUGAAAAAUAACCAUUCGUUUCUGCAAUCAUCUCCUCGUUUGAAGAAAACCUUUUUCCCGCUAGUGAUUUCUUCAAAUUGGGGGAAAAAUAGUAAUCCGAGGGAGCCAAAUCAGGAAAAUAGGAGGGAUGUGAAACGAAUUGGAACCCUAUUUCUAUUAAUUUUACGACCACAACUGUUGAGGCGUGUAGCUGGUGCGUUGUAGUGAUGGAAAAACAAAAUCCUCGACAUCCUCGAAUUCAAACGUAAGAUGCUAUCAACUCAACAUAACGAUAUGCGCCAGGAUUGUCAUCUAUCUGAUCUUGCACGGAACGACUCUCGUAUAUUCACGUCAAAUGCAGCAACAGCAGGCAGAUAAUGAAGGCACUGUAUUUUCACUGGGUGGUUGCAGUGAAAACAAGCACAUAACAAGAAACGCCUGAAAAUCGAGAAGUUGAAUUAGAACAAGGGUACCACUGAAACAGGACUCAACUUUUUGGUGAAACGAAGCAUUCCGCUGUCUGUUUCAACACUAGAAGACGCACUCAGAGAGUAAAAACGGAUGAAGACAUUAUAUAGAGAAAUGUGAAAUAAAAUUGAACAUGUCAAAUUGCAUAAAGAGCUACUUAAAGUACUUAAACGCGGAAGAAAUUCCCUGGAGAAACCAUACCAUAACGAGAUGGCGGGGAUCAUAGGUCCAACGAUACCGGGUGAAUCGUUAUCAUGGACAUACUCUUCUCAAAGCACGACCCAAUGAUGUGGCUAACUACACCAUAUAACGUAGAAGUAGGCGAACGUGUGU